CAGUUUCCGACCUGAACACUCAGACGUCAUAGCACUAUUGAUUACUCAUCCUGCCCCUAGCGACGAUGCCAGACAGAAACUGGGACCUGAAUAAUCCCUAAGCCUCAGAUUUUCGGAGAUGCGCUGAAUAAGCGUUGCUCUAAUACAGAAUUCAGCUUGUGACCAUCUGGUGCAGAAGUUUCCUUAAAACAGUCGCUUCCCAUUCUUCAACAUGAGAUCCCCACACCGAAGAGGAUCCUCCAUUUUUAACAGCGAGUCCUACAAAGUCGAUGAAGGAGAGUCUGAACCGCUCCUACAGUCCUCUAGCAGCACCAAGCUGUACACUCGGCGCUGGUACAUCUUGGCAGCGUUCUCUCUUACUGGCAUUGUGGACGGGAUUAUGUGGAAUACGUGGGGACCUCUAAACCAGUCUGCAAAGGCCGUGUACAACUGGUCUAACACGGAAUUAGCUGUGGUCAUCAACUGGGGAAACAUCAUGUACGGGUUGUUCAUUUUCGUGGCGUCGUACAUCAUGGACACCAAAGGUUUACGCGUGGCAGUGGUAUCGUCUAUGGGAAUCCUGGUAUUGGGAGCUGGACUGAGGAUGGUAUCGAUGAAGCCCACACCUGCUACUUGGUUAAACAACGUGGGUCAGAUUCUGCUGGGAAUCGCCGGAUGUGUUCCGUACGCAGGCGCGUCUCUCGUAUCGGCAACGUGGUUUCCGGUGAAUCAGAGGGCCACCGCGACAUCUAUUGCUUCCAUGUGUUGUUAUAUCGGAGAUGGACUCGCUUUUAUAAUCGGACCACUGAUCGUUAAACAGCUGCGCUGGACAAAAUUAACGGACUCUAUACAUAGUAAUGUAAGUUUUUCUAUAGGACUACCUCCACCACACAAUGUUUCAAACACUUCAGAUCCUUAUGACGUUGCACGGCAGCGUAAAGAACUGUUUAUGUUAUACCUCAUUGAAUUUGGCUUCGCUGCGGGCCUGUUCCUGAUGACUUUGAUUUAUUUUCCGGCCAAACCGCCCACAGCACCCAGCCUAUCAGCAGCGACUGAGAGGAUGAAAUACAAGGACGGUUUGUUGGCCCUUACAAAGUCCUCCCAGUUCUGGCUGAUCAAUGCGGCAUUCUCUCCGAAUGGCGUGUUUCUAGGCUGGACCUCAGUACUAGGUGUCAUUCUUUCUGCGGUCGGCAUUAAUCAGGAUGAGGCGGGCUGGAUAGGGUUUUAUAUGAUAGUGGCGGGCUGUGUCGGUGGCAUAACAGUGGCAAGGUUUUCGGACAUAUUUAACCGACGCGUCAAGCUGUUUGUGACGACCAUGUACCUCGUUAGCGCAGCCUGUCUUACCUGGUUUACACUAAUGUUAGUCGGGUAUAUCCCCUUCACAACAGUUCAAAUUUACAUCUCUUGUAUUAUUGUUGGGCUUUGUCUCAAUGGGAGCUUUCCACUGUUUAUGGAGAUGGCAUGUGAGAGUGCAUACCCUGUGGCGGAGGGCAUUACGUGUGGAUACCUGACCAUGAUACAUAACACAAUCACCAGUCUUGUCUUGGCCGUGCUGAUGAUACCUGGUGUGGGUACACAGUGGAUGAAUUGGACAUUGUUGGCGUUUGUGGUACUCGGAAUCCCUUUCAUCUUCGUCUACAAAGCAGAUCGCCAGAGAAGUGACCGUGACGACACGCGGCCUGUCAUAAACGACCACUAACAUUUUGACACUGAAAUUCGGGAUGAGGAUUUUUUGGCGUGGAGGGAUUUUACUGAAGCUAAAUGUUACAAGGGUACAAACUUUAAUGGCACCGCGAUUAUCAAUAUAAAGAUGAAGAAGACAAUACGACGAACAAAUGAAGGUUUAGACUACAAUAAGGCUUAGGGCUUUAAUCCAAAAAUACUCAAUAAAAAUAGUACAGAACUGUGAUGGCAUACCUUUUUUUGAACUCUUGUAGUCACAAGUUUCGUUAUUGGUUUUUUCACUGCAUGUCAGUACCAUCUAGUGAUAACACGCUAUAAAAGUUGUCAACAAGGACAACAUAAUUGGAUGAUGUCUGGAGUAUGGACGUACACGAAACUGAUAAACUGAUGAAGCAUAAUCUUAACUGAUUAAAGACCCUAUAUACUUUUUGGAAUCCAUAUUCGUGAAUCAAUUCAAAAUGUCUGCGUUCACCAUGAAUAUAACAAAUUAGUGAAUUUCAGUCAAUUUCAGACUAGCACCUGUACCAUUUAUAAUGUUUAACUGAAAGUUUUAAUGCAAUACACUUUAUGCAUAUUAGGAACAUUAUGCACGUGCACAGACAGAGCUGAUAUUUUGUGAAAGGUCAUUUUUAGGAAUAUUCUUAAAACUCGAUUGGAUUUGCGAUAUUUUGGCCAAAAAUCUCCGGCAUAGCCUCUUUCAGAGCUUGUGUGAAUAGGAAUUUGUUCAUAAUUAUUGUCCACGUAUGGAUCUUUCUUCCAAGAUUUUCGUACAUUACAUUCGUGAAAAAGGUCAGCUACUUGCAUGACAUAACUAUAGUGCAUAUUAUCUAACCGAGCAGAGAUAAUAUAGGUAAAUAUGGUAGCUUAAAAUUUUUUUCCAAGAUUUCUGUUUUCUACUCUGCACGUCCAGACAGCACACAGAAAGACAAAAGUUGAUCUUCUAAUCAUAAAUAUCCCUGUGACCAUGUAACACACAAACUAAAUGAUAGCGCUUUUUGGAUGAUAACAUGUAUAUUUAAAAUAAACUCAUUACUUAUGUAACUUAUAUUCUCCACAUGGUUAUGGAAGAUUUCAGCAAACUC
Molecule: messenger RNA, 2744 nt
Organism: Liolophura sinensis
Lineage: Eukaryota; Metazoa; Mollusca; Polyplacophora; Chitonida; Chitonidae
Product: solute carrier family 49 member 4 homolog
Exons: 13
Coding region: 212-1678 (488 amino acids)
Biological process (GO): transmembrane transport
Cellular component (GO): intracellular membrane-bounded organelle; membrane
Molecular function (GO): transmembrane transporter activity
Source: RefSeq, a predicted model, not a curated record